Messenger RNA from Gigantopelta aegis, 1257 nucleotides. RefSeq lists its product as uncharacterized. NCBI's taxonomy places the organism in Eukaryota, Metazoa, Mollusca, Gastropoda, Neomphalida, Peltospiridae. The coding region runs from base 92 to 1150 and encodes 352 amino acids. The transcript has 2 exons. The record is from RefSeq and is a predicted model, not a curated record.
ACACUAACUGUUUUGUUUUUCAGAUUGUUCGCUUUAAGCAUACUUGCCUUUUCUCGUGUCUGUUUUUUUCUUCUCUCAUUGUAGUGACAGUAUGUCAAGGAUGUGCCGUGCCGCGGUGUGGGUGUUUGUAUCACUCUGUGUUCUUAUCCUCAUUAAGCGAUACCAGGUCUGUGCAAAUCAUGCUGAAGCAGACGAUGAAUCCAUUAUACUAAAUUCUUCUCCCGAGACAAUUCUGACAAAAAGAUCUACAGAUUUCGAUGUAGGCAACCAGAAAACAAAACGCUCGCUAGAGAAUUUCAAGUUAUCACGGGCGAAAUACAAUUUGAAAAAUCGUCUUCCAGAACAAACGAUAAGAAAGAGAUCUAAAGAUAUACAUAGAGGCAACAGGACAAUAGGUCACCUUAAUAUACUUUCUCAUGCCAAGAGUAGAUCUUCAGAUUUAAACAGAGUCAACAAGAAAAUAGGCCUAGAAUGUCACUUAGGUAUACCUUCUCGUGAUAAUAGUAGAUCUACAGAUUUAAACAGAGUCAACAAGAAAAUAGGCCUAGAACGUCACUUAAAUAUAUUUUCUCAUGCCAAGAGUAGAUCUACAGAUUUAAACAGAGUCAACAAGAAAAUAGGCCUAGAACGUCACUUAGAUAUACUUUCUCCUGCCAAGAGUAGAUCUAUAGAUUUAAACAGGGUCAACAAGCCAAUAAAACGUUUCCUCAGUGUUCUUUCUCAUGCAAAGGGUAGAGGUAUGUAUCAUUUGGGUCAGAUCACCGCUGAAGGUAACGACAAACCCGAUCUUCUGAUGUCUUCCCAGAAGCAGACGUCAACUAAAAGAUCGACAGCUUUAAAUGUGACAAGGCUAAACAUACGAAAUGUCAUAUUGACUAUACAGAAUGAUGCCAAACGUAGCGGCGUGCCUGUUUUGGACUCCACCGAAUCACAGACGAUCAGAAAUGGUGACGGCAGACCCAAUUUACAAAGGUCUGCCCCUGAACAUUCACCCAAUAAAAGAUAUGACCCCGUAACGAAUAUAGUGAACGAGAAAAAACUACAUAUACUUUCUGAUGCUAAAGGUAAUGGUAUGUUUGUUGUGGAUUUCAGGGUGUCAGUGGUCAAACCCAGUUUGAAAAUAUACACUCCAGUGCAAAGGACUCCCUAGAAUUAAUUUUAAGAGGUAUGGAUUAAUAGUAACGCCAAGGAAAGAAGCUAUAUUUAGCAACGUUUUGAACACGUCGAGCAUUUUAUUACACUCUUAUACUGUGAGCA